AUGGAACACAGCGGCUUCUACCUGACUCUCAGGUCCAUCUUCCCCCGCCCCUUAUGUCCAUCUUCCCCCGCCCCUUAUGUCCAUCUUCCCUUGCCCCUUACGUCCAUCUUCCCCCGCCCCUUACGUCCAUCUUCCCCCGACCCUUACGUCCAUCUUCCCCGUCCCUUAUGUCCAUCUUCCCCCGCCCCUUACGUCCAUCUUCCCCCGCCCCUUAUGUCCAUCUUCCAUCUUCCCUUGCCCCUUAUGUCCAUCUUCCAUCUUCCCUUGCCCCUUAUGUCCAUCUUCCAUCUUCCCCCGCCCCUUAUGUCCAUCUUCCAUCUUCCCUUGCCCCUUAUGUCCAUCUUCCAUCUUCCCCCGCCCCUUAUGUCCAUCCUUAUGUCCAUCUUGCCCCACGUCCAUCUUCCCCCGCCCCUUAUGUCCAUCUUCCAUCUUCCCUUGCCCCUUAUGUCCAUCUUCCAUCUUCCCUUGCCCCUUAUGUCCAUCUUCCAUCUUCCCCCGCCCCUUAUGUCCAUCUUCCAUCUUCCCUUGCCCCUUAUGUCCAUCUUCCAUCUUCCCUUGCCCCUUAUGUCCAUCUUCCAUCUUCCCCCCGCCCCUUAUGUCCAUCUUCCAUCUUCCCCCGCCCCUUAUGUCCAUCUUCCCCCGCCCCUUACGUCCAUCUUCCCCCGCCCCUUAUGUCCAUCUUCCAUCUUCCCCUUGCCCCUUAUGUCCAUCUUCCCUUGCCCUUAUGUCCAUAUUCCCCCGCCCCUUAUGUCCAUCUUCCCGCGCCCCUCAUGUCCAUCUUCCCUUGCCCCUUACGUCCAUCUUCCCCGCCCCUUACGUCCAUCUUCCCCCGACCCUUACGUCCAUCUUCCCCGUCCCUUAUGUCCAUCUUCCCCCGCCCCUUACGUCCAUCUUCCCCCGCCCCUUAUGUCCAUCUUCCAUCUUCCCUUGCCCCUUAUGUCCAUCUUCCAUCUUCCCUUGCCCCUUAUGUCCAUCUUCCAUCUUCCCCCGCCUCUUAUGUCCAUCUUCCAUCUUCCCUUGCCCCUUAUGUCCAUCUUCCAUCUUCCCCCGCCCCUUAUGUCCAUCUUCCAUCUUCCCUUGCCCCUUAUGUCCAUCUUCCCCCGCCCCUUACGUCCAUCUUCCCCCGCCCCUUAUAUCACCACCAGCACCCACCCAGUACCACUCUACACCAACCAGCCACAUCCAGAGAGGCCAGCUCUAUCCUACACCACCAGGCCCUAUCCAGAGAAGCCAACACCACCCUGCACCACCAGACCCCAUCCAGAGAGGCCAGCUCUAUCCUACCCCAUCGGACCCCAUCCAGAGAGGCCAGCUCUAUCCUACCCCAUCGGACCCCAUCCAGAGAGGCCAGCUCUAUCCUACCCCAUCGGAUCCCAGCUCUAUCCUACCCCAUCGGACUCCAUCCAGAGAGGCCAACACCACCCUGUACCAUCGGGCCCCAUCCAGAGAGGCCAGCUUCAACCUACACCAUCAGGUCCCUUCCAGAGAGGACAGAUCCACUCUACACCAUCGGGUCCCUUCCAGAGAGGACUGAUCCACCCUACACCAUCGGGUCCCUUCCAGAGAGGACAGCUCCACCCUACACCAUCAGGCCCCAUCCAGAGAGGACAGCUCCACCCUACACCAUCAGGCCCCAUCCAGAGAGGACAGCUCCACCCUACACCAUCGGGCCCCAUCCAGAGAGGACAGCUCCACCCUGCACCAUCGGGCCCCAUCCAGAGUGGCAAACACCACCCUGAACCAUCACCCCCCUUCUAG
This is a messenger RNA of Oncorhynchus tshawytscha (Chinook salmon), 1758 nucleotides long. RefSeq names its product extensin-2-like. Lineage: Eukaryota; Metazoa; Chordata; Actinopteri; Salmoniformes; Salmonidae. The transcript has 3 exons. Bases 1 to 1758 code for a protein of 585 amino acids. The record is from RefSeq and is a predicted model, not a curated record.